Molecule: messenger RNA, 1859 nt
Organism: Thamnophis sirtalis
Lineage: Eukaryota; Metazoa; Chordata; Lepidosauria; Squamata; Natricidae
Source: RefSeq, a predicted model, not a curated record
UUAGACUCAGUUCUAUUUGAACUGAUAGUGCUAAUUGCUCUCUCCUCAACUUUCUACUUAAAAACUUCAAUUGGCUUCUCUAAUCAAAAUUAAUUGUCUUGAAUUCAUCUCCAAAUUGCAAGGAAGAAAAAAGGGUUUUCUGGGAUUGCUCCCUUUGGAGCCAGGACUUUCAGUUAGCCCUUGGGCUUACUGAGGAGAAUUGCCAGGGAUUCUUUGAGGCUUUUGCCUCCCAAACUUGCCAGCAGCCUCAGAAGUUUCUUCGAGUGCAGAGUUCCUCAGCACUGGCCAUUGGAGGCCCCGCUCAAUGCUGCUGCUGCCGCUGGAUCUCCCUGGCUCUCCCUCGCUUGCCACCAAGCCGCCAACCGGGCCAGAAGCCGCCGCCACUGCACGCCACCACCAGUCCUCAGCACUCCCGCCGCUGGACUAUCGCUGCUGCCUCCGCAGCCAUUCCACAGGGCUUUCGACACCUUUCCUCGUUCCGCAGCCUCGACUACCUCGUGGCGCCCAACCCAUAGGCUUUUCUGUUUUGGCGUGAAGAGCUCUGGUGGCCAUUUUGUCUACUCAGCGAGCCGUGAGUACAGGCCAUGGCCUCUCCUGGCCCUGAAUGGCCUCCACCCACCAACCUUCAUCUGGGGCACACAGGCACAGAUUUGCCCUGGAGGCCUCCCCUACUGAGCCUGCUUCCAAGACCCCAAGGUCUAGUCACAUGGGUACAGCCGAUCCACCCCUCCAGGAAAGGGACACUGCCACUCAGGCCCCUCCCAGCAAUGCCAGAACCAAGACCAAAAACACAGAAUCCAGUCUAUUUCAGGCCCAGAGCCUCUUCAGCCUAGUCCUCCUGACCUUUCUUCCGAUUCAAAGGAUGAUCUCUCCCCUGCUGCAUCCAUGAUCCAACCUGAGGAUUCCCGGGGCACCGGCGAUCUGGCCAACAGUGGGGAUGAAUCUGAGGGCAGCAGGAGCAUCACUCCUGAUGAGGACGCCCUCUACCAGGAGGACAUUUCUUCCCCCAUCCCGCUUCCAUCGUUCUUACUCACCUGGCAUGGCUGAUAUCAUAUCUGAGACUAUUGAACGAGGCAUAGCAGCAGGAAUUAAACACAGGUCUUCUAACCAUUGUCCUCCACGCAGGUCUGUUUCUUCUUCUGGUUCCAGACGCAGGAAUGGUGAUCUCUCAGCUUCUUCAUCGCAUGAGUUACCUGGCACGUCCAGUCAGCCAUCAGUUUUCAGAGAGGAGGAACGUCCGGCAAGAGAUUCAGAUCUCUCGGAAGAUGAAGGUCUCCCUCCCAACCCACCUACCGUUGUCAGUUUAUUAUUCAAUGUCUUUUUUUUAAGUCCAAGAAGAUUGCGGGUGAAUAUUCCUUCUCCCAAGGCACAGCAGGGAACGGAAGCGGACAGAGUUGACACUACUGACCCCCUCUUCAUCCAGCCUAAGGUAGAAAAGGAGAUGAUUCCGUCACCCAGACUCUUCAUAGAUGUGGUCCAGAACGAAUGGGCAUCACCAGGUACAUGUCCCCUCCCCAAUACCUUGGACAAGCGCCUGUAUAAUGUGGGACCAGAACUCACCAAGGCUCUAGAGGUACUUUCUAUUGACUUGCCUAUAAUUGGCCUUUCUUCUCCUAAUGCAGCCUCAGCAGCUUCUGAGGAGGCUCUUCGCCCUGAAGACGAGAGGAUAAAACAAACUCUGGUCAAAGGACACCAGGCCUCGGUUUGGGCUGUCAGGGCGGGUACCUCUGCUUCUUUCUUCAGUCGCUCUGCUCUCUUAUGGCUAAGGCAACUUCACGCAAGGCUUCUGGCCCGGGAUUCUAGGGCUUGCAGGGACAUUAACAAAUUAAAGGUGGCCCUAGAAUAAACUGCAGAUGCCU